UUCCUCUAAAUUUUGGAGUCUUAAAAGUUUGCAACAGCUUUCGCAGCCAUGUCGCGAUUUAGCGGAGCUCUGCAACUUACUGAUCCGGACGACUUUAUUACAAAUUAGAGACGUCGUUAUAAGCACACAUAAAUUCCUUCAGCAGCCACCAUGACCAAGGAGAAUUGGAUGCGCGACCUGCCGCCCGAUCUGCGAGAUUUAUCAAUUAUAAAUUUAGCUAUUCCAGGUUCCCACAAUUCGAUGACCUAUGGCAUUAAUAGCAAUUCAAAGCUAUCGCCAGAUGCGGAGCGCGCAGUACGACGAUGGCACCGUUUCUUUCCCUGCUUUGUGAGACGCUGGUCCAAAACGCAAUCAUCAAGUAUUUUGGAGCAACUGCAUCUGGGUGUGCGAUAUUUUGAUUUGCGUAUAGCACAAAAUGACGACAAAUUCUACUAUUGCCAUGGACUCUUUGCCAUGGAAGUGUUUGAGCCAUUGACGCAAUUGCGUCAAUUUGUAGAAACGCAUUCGGAUGAGAUGAUAGUCCUGGACUUGCAGCAUUUCUAUGCCAUGGACGUGGCCCAGCAUCAGCAGCUACACACCCAACUGAUUCAGUUCUUUGGUCAACUAUUGUACACAACUACAGAUGGUUCCCUGCUCGAAUGCUCUCUGACACGCUGUGCUCAGCUCCAGCGUCAAGUGGUGCUCAUCUAUAGACGCUGCCCGAUUGGACUGCCACCAGAGUUCUGGCCAAGUUAUGCCUGGCCUACACCAUGGCCCAACACGGCCAGCGUUAAGAAACUACAAUCAUUUCUAUCGGAUUCAUUGCUGUCACGUCAGCCCCAACAGGGUUAUGUCUCCCAAUGUAUAAUAACACCCUCAGGACGCUAUAUAGCACUGCGUGUAUUCGUCACGUUAAAGGGAACAGCAAAACGUGUGGAUCAAAAACUCAAGCCUUGGAUAUUGGAACAGUUGCCUGGACCCUUUUCAACAAAUCAAUCGCCGCGUGCGAAUGUCUUUUUAGCCGAUUUUGUAAAUCUCAAGAAUGGACAGUUUUGUGAUUGGGUUGUGCAGUUGAACACCAAACUGGAGACGGUUCCGGAUGAAAUAAGAGCAAAGGAGCCGCUUUAUUAACACACAAUGCCUCUCUUUAAAUAUUAUUUUUGUACAAAUUACUCAAUAUUUUUAUUUCGGUGAUAUCUUUUAUGUACAAAGUCUAUAUGCACAGCAAGGCCUUACAAUCGCCAUUUACACAAACAAUUUGUUAAUGUUUUAUGUUUGUUUUAGAUGCUCUCUGUAAAGAAAGGCAACCUCAAUAUAAAGGGGACAAUGUUACGUUCUUUUUUUUUUGUUUCGUUAGCUUUACAAUCUUAUGUAUACAAAGUAAUCAAUGAAUACAUUGAAAUGUGAUUAACUAAA
Drosophila innubila is the source of this 1395-nucleotide messenger RNA. RefSeq names its product PI-PLC X domain-containing protein 2. NCBI's taxonomy places the organism in Eukaryota, Metazoa, Arthropoda, Insecta, Diptera, Drosophilidae. The record is from RefSeq and is a predicted model, not a curated record. Gene Ontology annotation, molecular function: phosphoric diester hydrolase activity. Gene Ontology annotation, biological process: lipid metabolic process. The transcript is spliced from 2 exons. The coding region runs from base 151 to 1110 and encodes 319 amino acids.